AUGCCGCCAGGAGGAGGAGGUGGAGGCGAGCAUGGCUGUGCGCUGCAGGGUCAGCCGACGGCGACCGUCCGCCGCGACGACGACGCUCCGUCUCAUUCUACGCUGCUGCUCCCCGACAUUGCUCCGGUAGCUUCCGAGGAGAAGAAGCAGAAGCUGGAGCGGGAGCAGGAGCAGCAGCCUGCGCCAAGCCUCCCCGAGGGCGGCCUCGUGGAGAUCCUUUCGCGAGUGCCCUACAGGUCCCUCUGCCGCUUCAAGUGCGUGUCCAAGCCGUGGCUCGCCCUCUGCUCCGCCCCUGACAUCCGCAAGAGGUCGCCACAGACCCUCUCUGGCUUCUUUUACCAGGAUGAAGGCGAAGGUUUCAGUUUCUGCAAUUUGAAUGGGAGAGGCCCGCCUCUGGUCGACCCUUCACUCUCUUUCUUUGGCAAAAGGUACCUCUACAUUAUUGUCCAACAGGUCUGCGGCGGACUCCUCCUCUGCAGCUGCUCGAAUAAUCUUCUAGGCGAAGCCUGUUAUCUUGUCUGCAAUCCUGCGACCGAGGAGUGGACUGUGCUGCCUCCUGUCGGAUUUCCAGGUCCUGAUCCAAUCGCUUUCUUAGGUUUUGACCCUGCUGUUCCAUCCCGCUUUGUGGUGUUUGCGCCCCAGCCCAAUAUGUUUGGUGUGGACGGUUCCGGAGAAGUGGCAAUCUACUCGUCAGAAACUGGACGGUGGACUCAUGUGCAAAGUAGGUGGACAAGAGAGCCUCUCGUGGAUCAUGGUAGAGACACACAGGUCUUCCUUAAUGACACUAUCCAUCUGCCUUCCAUUGAUAACAUAAUGGCCACAGUCGACGUGGAGGGGAAAGUUUGGAGGGAGAUUCAAAUGCCAAAUGACUUGCCAAACAUAUGUGAUGUUGGGCAGUCUCAAGGACGCCUGUAUGCGUGGAAGACAGAUAAUUUUUAUGAUUGCCAACUCUAUAUUUGGGUCCUUGAGGAUUAUGAUACUGGAAAGUGGACCCUAAAGCACACUUUUAAGGUUUUGGAGUUGUUUGGAAGGAAUUGCCGUAAACAUGGAGAUUCUUAUGCGAUGUUUGCAAUUCAUCCGGAUUGCAACGUGAUUUUUCUUACCGACAAGAAGAACAUGACAUUGUCGUAUGACAUGGAUAAUCAAAAAGUGCAUGUUAUCUGCGCCAAAGGCAUGAAUGGUUUGCCUUAUACUCCCUGUUUUGCGGAAUUGCCCUCAGCUGGUCACUGAGAUCCAGUGCUACAUUACGUGCUCAGCAUGGGACAACACCUUUUGCUGAAAUUAGUGGUUGACAUGGGCCUACUCUCCUAAUUUCCUGGCAUUGCGUGGAGAAGUCCCAACUCCUAUGUCUACAGUCUUGAGUUCGGUGCAUAUGCCUUUGUUGCUUUGAACAAUGUUGUUAGCCAAACUUUGUAAGGGUGAGUGUACUAGUUAGUUGUAAGAAUCCACCUAGCCAUUUCAUCUGUUUGCUGUCAUGUAGCACUAGUUAUUGUGGCCAGUCGUUUGGGCCUGAUGUGGCUAA
This is a messenger RNA of Triticum dicoccoides, 1522 nucleotides long. Its product is annotated as F-box protein At5g07610-like. Gene Ontology annotation, molecular function: protein binding. The transcript is spliced from 2 exons. The coding region runs from base 1 to 1230 and encodes 409 amino acids. NCBI's taxonomy places the organism in Eukaryota, Viridiplantae, Streptophyta, Magnoliopsida, Poales, Poaceae. The record is from RefSeq and is a predicted model, not a curated record.